CCUAAACUCAUAGCUAGCUGGCUUGCUUUUGUUCGACUAACUGACUUUAUGGAGCGAGGGAGCGCGCGUCCUGUAUAUGCGCUCAUCGGUUGACGAGCUGUCCACAAUCCUCAAGGAUAACUUUAAACGUCAACAACCCCAGAAUUGACUUUGGCGUGAACCGUUGAAUGGCGUGGCUACUCACCAUAUAAUUACAUAUAUACCAUCUCACAUUCCUUCCUAAAAGUCAAUUAUCACUUUUUGAACCCCCGGAAAAAGCAUUUUUCUGUUUAUAUACAAACAACAUACCUGGCACUUUUGAACAAAAACACAUUUUUGUGCAUAUGCCUGCGAUGCCCGACACCCUAGAUCCUCCAGUCCAGCGAUUUCAGUCACUAGCACUAUCCAUACCUAUGGAUCCCUCGCAAUUUGAUUAUAUUGUCCAGUUUCUUCGAAACCUACUCAAUGUUGACGACCCUACAACCAUCACACUCCCCGAUUUAUCUGUGCAUUUCGAAGCUGAUGCCUCCAAAGAGAUUCUUCCCGAUGUCACCUUCCCCAACGAUAUUUGGUUUAGAGACAAUAUCUCCAUACGGGACUGCAAAAUUAAGGUGACGAUGCUCCACGAAAUCAACAUCAUGCUCACGAGUGAAAUCAACAAAUUGGACCAGCCGUUGGAGGACAUGUUGUUGAUGUACUACCAGAAGCUCUUGGCCGCGUACAAGUUCUAUGAGUUACCAGCCCAGCAGUCGUACGGAUCUGAUGUGACAAACAACUUCUCUGUUCGCGAAGAGCUCGAAGACGAGAUAGAAGACCUUGCCCCCGAUGAAGGCAAGCUGCUCAACCGCACCGUAUCCAAUCAGUCUUCCACAACAUCAUUAAAGACCCAUCACUCGUUUUUUUCCCAUUCCAGUGCCAAUAUUAAUACAACCAACUUCUCAGGUCUCGGUAAUGGGAAGCACACUCUGACAUCUUCAAGUGGACCGUACUUGGGCCGCAGACGGUUUCUGUCGAUAGUCUCCAACAAUAAUAGCAAUGCCAACAAGGAAAGUAAAAGACAGCAGGCAUUGAACUCACUUCUUUCCAAGUCGUAUAUCUACAAUAAGAUCAAAAAACACCGUGAGCUGACGAGUUCGAUGAACUCCAACAUUCUGCUUCCAAGCGUGCCUUAUAGCGGCCGUAACAGUGUCAGCACAACUGCUACCAUGAAUUCUGCCAAGAGUAAAAGGUCGUCUUCCAACUUUACUCUGCUCGAUAACAACGAGUUGAAGCAUCCCUCAUUCCCGGUGUUGCCGUCUUUUGCCAGCUACACGCUGAGUCAACGGCUCGAGUUCCAAAGACUGAAGCAAGAGUAUUAUCUCCAAAUACAACGGCUUCUUGAGCUGGUCCAGGCAAUCAUACACCAACUCCAGUUGAACCAUAAGGAUGCCAAAGCGUUCAAGUUGAUGGACUUUAUCAAGCGGUAUGUGUUCAGGUUUGUGGUGAUCGAUGCGUCGGAGUUGGUAUUGACCUAUGGUGAGAUAGAGGCGUACCGUUUGUAUAGUAGAUUGAAUCAGGGUUGAGUGGUUAAUUAACGAUUAAUGUACAAUUAUAUAACAG
Yamadazyma tenuis ATCC 10573 is the source of this 1578-nucleotide messenger RNA. Lineage: Eukaryota; Fungi; Ascomycota; Pichiomycetes; Serinales; Debaryomycetaceae. The record is from RefSeq and is a predicted model, not a curated record.